ACGUUGUAAUAAAUUUCCGUUAUAAUAAAUUCGUUUGUUUUUGUUAUGGAGUAAAAUAAGAAUGCAACCUCCAUACCGCGUAAGCAACCGUUAUACAACAGCAAAACUUUUUGUUAAACCGCCGUCAGUGCCAAAUAACAUUGAAUUUGUCAACAUAACCUAUAAUAUGUAAACAUUUCAAUUCAUUAAGAUAAUGGGAUAAAUUAAAUAAAAGUAUAGUAUUUGACCUCUAAAACAGUAAAAUCAUGAUUGGCAAGCAGCAUUUGACUGGAGAUCGUUCACCAAGAAACCACCAGGAGAGACGACCGCUUCCGACGGAGCUGGAGGAUCUGCCGCCACCGGGCGACAGCAGGCCCAAUGGCCUCGGCUUCUACCAACGCCGGGCCUCUGUCGGGCUUCAUCGCAUCGGGGUGCCCAUCGAAGAGUUAAACCAAGCGUCCGGAGCGCUGGUCCAGGCACUGGAAAUCCGAAAGCGUUACAUGGCGCUGAGCUACCAAUCCUUCUCUCAUGAGGUGUCCGAGCUUCUGGCGGAGAGCAGCCCCUCGUCGCGACGCUCGUCCAUGGACGCGGAAGACGCAAUGAGGAGCCACCGUGCGACUGAGGCCGAAGUGGAGCAGUACCUCAGCCUGCACGUGGUAUCCUCCGAGGUCGUGAACAAGCCGUACUCUAGCCUCCACACCCGCCGACCUUCGGCGUCUUCUCUUCUCAAGAGUAAUUUAAACAGUCCAACGGAGCAAGUAUUGAACAAGUCUACGGGUAUCCGACUGUCUGACGUUGACAGCCAGCUAGACAUACCAUUUGCAAUUGCUUGCAAAGCAAUGGACCCCUGGGAGUGCGCGACGCCCCCGAGCCGGCACUACGCCUACCGCUGGGUGGACGGCCAAGUGCGCCUCUACCGGACCGAGGCCGACGCCAACAACGACCGCUCCUUGGCCUACAAUUACGCCUCCUUCCAGCAGUUUGUCGAUGACCUCAACUCGCUCAUUGACAUGAUUAGAGAUGGGCCGCUGACGUCAUUUUGCUUCCGGCGCCUACAGUUCCUUUCAGCCAAGUUCAAGAUGCACGUGCUGCUGAACGAGCUCCACGAGCAGGCGCUGCAGAAGGCCGUGCCACAUCGGGACUUUUACAACAUCAAAAAAGUAGACGUGCACAUCCACGCAGCCUCGAGCAUGAACCAGAAGCACCUCCUCCGCUUCAUCAAGCGCACGCUGCGCGAGAACUCCGACAAGGUGGUGACGAUGGACAAGGGGCAGCCCAUGACGCUCAAGGCGGUGUUCGAGAGCAUACAGGUGGACGCGUAUGAUCUCAAUGUGGAUAUACUGGACGUUCAUGCGGAUCGUAACACGUUCCAUAGAUUCGACAAAUUUAAUGCCAAAUACAAUCCGGUUGGCGAGUCGCGGCUGCGGGAGGUAUUCCUCAAAACCGAUAACUACCAGAACGGCUUCUUCUUCUCCAAGAUUAUGAAGGAGGUGAUGGCAGAUAUAGAGGAGAGUAAAUACACGUACAUAGAGCCUCGUAUCUCCAUCUACUGCAAGAACAAAAUGGAGUGGAGCAAGUUGGCGACGUGGGCGGUGAAGAACAACGUCUACUCCGAGCAUGUGAGAUGGGUGGUGCAGGUGCCGAGACUCUAUGACAUCUAUCGAGAGAACAAGCUGCUGAAGAAUUUCCAGGAGUUCCUGAACAACCUAUUCAAUCCCCUGUUCGAGUACGUGAUAGCGUUCGACAGCGUAGACGACGAGUCGAAGCCAGAAAACCCGCUCCUGGCCGGAGACGUGCGGCGUCCCGCCGAGUGGACCAACGAGGAAAACCCUCCCUACGUCUACUAUCUCUACUACAUGUACGCCAACAUGGUCGUGCUCAAUCAGCUGCGGAGGUCUCAGGGUUUGAAUACAUUCGUGCUGCGGCCGCAUUGUGGUGAGUCCGGACCCUCCACUCACCUUGCCGCCGGAUUCCUGCUCGCGGAGAAUAUCUCCCACGGGCUCAUGCUCAGAAAGGUGCCCGUGCUCCAAUACUUAUACUACCUGGCCCAAAUCUUCAUCGCCAUGUCUCCGCUGAGCAACAACUCGCUGUUCCUCAACUACCACCUGAACCCGCUACCUGAGUUCUUCGCUCGUGGUCUACGUGUCACGCUGUCCACCGAUGAUCCACUGCAGUUUCACUACACCAAGGUGAACCGAUCUUCAUAGUCUGUCUCCACUUAGCAAAAACUAGCUGUUCCUCAACUUCCAUCUGAAACCGCUACCAGAGUUCAUUGCUCGUGGUCUACGCGUCACGCUGUCCGCCGAUGAUCCACUGCAGUUUCACUACACCAAGGUGAACCGAUCUUCAUAGUCAUGUCUCCACUUAGCAAUAACUAUUAGCUGUUUCUCAACUUCCAUCUGAACCCGCUACCUGAGUUCUUCGCUCGUGGUCUACGCGUCACGUUAUCCACCGAUGAUCCACUGCAGUUUCACUACACCAAGGAACCCCUAAUGGAAGAAUACAGCAUUGCAGCGCAAGCGUGGAAAUUCUCCUCCUGCGAUAUGUGCGAGUUAGCUCGCAACUCCGUCAUCAUGUCCGGGUUCCCGCACGAACAGAAACAAAUCUGGCUCGGAGCCGAUUAUUUACUGGACGGGCCCGCUGGCAACGAUAUUACGAGGACUAACGUGCCUAAUGUGCGGCUGGCGUAUAGGAGGGAAGCGCUGCGGGCCGAACUGGACAUACUCAGGGCAAAGCUGACAGAAAUAAGAAAGAAAAAAAUGGGUUUGUGAAAUAUAAGUAUUUGUAAAUUGAAACGGAUUUGGAAGUAAUAUAAAUAACGUUUAAUAGGA
Molecule: messenger RNA, 2810 nt
Organism: Cydia pomonella (codling moth)
Lineage: Eukaryota; Metazoa; Arthropoda; Insecta; Lepidoptera; Tortricidae
Product: AMP deaminase 2-like
Exons: 16
Coding region: 246-2186 (646 amino acids)
Biological process (GO): AMP metabolic process; IMP salvage
Cellular component (GO): cytosol
Molecular function (GO): AMP deaminase activity
Source: RefSeq, a predicted model, not a curated record